Molecule: messenger RNA, 459 nt
Organism: Haemonchus placei
Lineage: Eukaryota; Metazoa; Nematoda; Chromadorea; Rhabditida; Trichostrongylidae
Source: the annotation of a GenBank genome assembly
CCUGCCAUUCCAGUAACAAAGCCUUCCUCUCCCAGUAAAUUCGACAAGCCGCCACUUACUAUCAGGGAUUUCGGUAUUUCUCCGAGGCCCAAAAAUGGUUAUUGCGACAUCGAAACAACGUUCGAUGGUGAUGGUCCAUCAAGUGUGAGCUCAACGAACAAAAUCAAAUACACGGAACUCGAGAAAAAAGAGGAUGCCCACAAACCACCGCUUUCAACACCACUGAAAUACAUCUCAGUGGGGAGAAGCAAUGUAGAGGGACCUUCCAAACUUGCGCAACGGCCAGACCUCUCUAACGACGAACGCAUGCCAUCGCCUCCCCAAUAUAUUGAUCGCCCGACGACGACAAGAAACAACGACUCCUACGAUGUGUUGCCGCUUGCAAGAGGCGGAAUAGCUAUCAACACUUUUGGAGACCGCUCAAAUCAACGGUCCGUCCUUUUGCCUAGUUACCAAUAG